AUGGUAUUGUCGCGAUAUUCUCUCCUCAAAUUAUUCAUUUUGAGUAUUUUACUUCUUGUGAUGGGAACCGUUGAUGUCGUUGGAAAAGCGGCGGUGGCCGAGGUUGACAUUGACGAUGAUGUGGGAAGGAAUGUUGUUGAAAUCGUUCAGGCACGUGGAUACUUCGUCGAAACUCACAAAGUGGUUACUGCGGACGACUACGUUUUGACCAUGUAUCGCUUGCCGAAGACGUACGAGGAAAGUCAAGCAGGAGCUGAACCUACUGCUGCCAAACCGGUCGCCUUACUGCAGCACGGUUUACUGGAUAGCAGCUUUACGUUUGUCAACAAUUUCCGCAACCAAAGCUUAGCUUUCGUUUUGGCGGAUGCAGGAUAUGACGUUUGGCUCGGCAAUAACCGCGGAACGACCUGGUCUCGGGAACAUUUAACCUACACUGAAGACGACGAUGAAUUCUGGGAAUUCAGUUGGGAGGAUAUGGGCAAGUAUGACCUUCCGGCAGAAAUCGAGUACGCACUGAAUAAAUCGGAAAGCACAACAUUGAGUUUCGUGGGUCAUUCCGAGGGAACCACACAGGCAUUUGUGGGUUUCUCCCUCGACCAACAACUCGCAAGAAAGGUAUCUUACUUCGCAGCGUUGGCCCCGGUCGCUUGGACUGGACACCUGACAGCGAAAAUCUUCAAGGGAAUGGCGGACGUUCAUCUCGAUAAAGUGUUUCAGGCUUUUGGUAUCUCGGAAUUCUCUGCUAAAAGCAAGUUUCUUCAAGAAAUGCUAGCUGGCUUUGCCUGUACCGUAGCCGAUGAACUUUGCGCCUCAGCGAUCGCCCUUGUUGCAGGUCCAUCGGUCAGUACGAAUACUUCACGCUUACCAGUUUACAUUUCGCAAACACCGGCAGGUACCUCAGUUAAGAACAUGGCCCAUUACGCACAAAACAUUCGUGACGACACUUUUGCGCCGUAUGACUACGGCUGCAAGUGCAAGCGGGACUUUGGUAUUGACAAGUGCUCCGAGAACAAGUGCGAGAACAAGAAAGUGUACGGAAGCUUCGACCCGCCGGCGUUCCCUAUCGAAAAAAUGGUGUUUCCAAGAACAGGUCUCUUUAUCGGAUCUGCAGACACCAUUGCGACGGCAACGGAUAUCGAGAAACUCCGCGACGCGCUUCCGUCGGGUACUAUCGUCCACGAACUUGCAGUUAAGGAGUACAGCCAUUUGGAUCUUGUAUGGGCGUACAAUGCCAACGAAAAGAUAUACGAGGACUUGCUCGCACAGCUGGAAGAGCACCAGGGUGUUGGAUAUACAACCAUACCGGAACCGACAGAUUCCGGUAGCGUUGGAUCACUGACAGAUGACGUUAUCGAGUCAAGGACUUCGCUCUCAUUCCGCCAACUAGAUUAG
Messenger RNA from Phytophthora nicotianae INRA-310, 1392 nucleotides. RefSeq lists its product as hypothetical. NCBI's taxonomy places the organism in Eukaryota, Oomycota, Peronosporomycetes, Peronosporales, Peronosporaceae. The record is from RefSeq and is a predicted model, not a curated record. The transcript has a single exon. Gene Ontology annotation, biological process: lipid metabolic process. The coding region runs from base 1 to 1392 and encodes 463 amino acids. Gene Ontology annotation, molecular function: hydrolase activity, acting on ester bonds.